UCUCCCUUUACGCACGAAUCAAGCCAAACACUUCACAGAGCUAUAAUGACAAAGUUGAAUUCUACCCCUGAGGGGACAAUAACAGUUGCGGACUAUUUGUUCGCCCGACUCGGUCAACUAGGCAUUCAAUCAGUGUUCGGGGUUCCGGGAGACUACAACCUAACAUUACUGGACUUUGUGGAGCCCUCCGGCUUACACUGGGUUGGGACCUGUAACGAGUUAAACGCCGCAUACGCUGCAGACGGAUAUGCCAGAAUCAAUGGCCUCGGGGCCUUGGUCACCACCUUCGGUGUCGGUGAGCUUUCUGCGAUCAACGGAAUCGCAGGCGCGUACGCUGAAAAGGCUCCUGUUAUUCAUAUUGUCGGCACGCCAUCUCGUGCGCUGCAGGAAGCCCGCACCCUAGUUCACCAUACCUUCGCCGAUGGAGAAUAUGGCCGGUUUGCAGCAAUGCACACGCCAGUCACGGUUGCCCAGGCGAACCUGAUUGACCCUCGCACAGCGGCGGAACAAAUCGAUUGGGCUCUGCAGCAGGCUAUGAUCCAUAGUCGGCCGGUCUACAUUCAGGUCCCGGUUGAUAUGGUGGAUGUUACGAUCGCGGCGUCCAAUCUAGAGACGAAGAAAGUCCAAUUGCCUGCGACCCCGACCCCCAAACACGAGGCCUCGGUGUUGACUACCAUAUUAGAGCGCAUCUAUUCCGCUAAGCGGCCGAUGAUAUUCGUGGACGGAGAAAGCCGAGCCUUGGAUAUCCUCUCUCAGGUGGAUGAACUAGUCAAGACUACCCGUUGGCCAACGUGGACAUCAACUUCAGGAAAAGGCUUGGUCAACGAGCAAUUGGAUAACGUUCACGGUUUCUAUGCUGCGCAUUAUGGCAGCGAGCAAGCCAAGGCUUACUUUGAUGCUGCAGAUCUAGUGAUUGUGCUGGGGCCGCAUUAUAGCAAUACUAAUACGCAAGGCUUCACCACAAUCCCGAAACAAGAAAUAUCCAUCUCCUUUUCGGGGACUACCGUUCAGAUCGGAAAAGACGUUUACCGAGGCUUUUGCAUUCAACAAUUCGUCACUCAGUUGCUAGAGAGCCUAGACCGCACCCGGAUUCCGAAAAUCGACGGACCCCCAAAGCCCAAGGUAGAUCUCAGCCAUAUCAAGAAGACCGACAUCAUUAAACAAGACGACUUCUAUCGCUUUGUUAAUCCUAUUUUCAGCGAAGGGGAUAUCGUGGCCACGGAAACGGGUACUGCCUCUUACGGUGGGCGGAACUUCAUGUUGCCCCCGAACACACGGAUGUUUAGCUCGAUCACCUGGCUGUCGAUCGGUUACAUGCUCCCGGCCUGUUUGGGGGCAGCUCUAGCGCAACAAGAGACGAACAACUAUAAGCCUUCUAAUGGUGUGGGCAAUAGCAAGGGUCGAUUGUUUUUGUUCAUCGGAGAUGGUAGUCUACAGAUGACCGUACAAGAGAUCAGCACUAUUAUUCGGGAGAAGCUGGAUGUCACAAUCUUUAUCAUAAAUAACGCGGGAUAUACUAUCGAGCGAGCGAUUCAUGGCCGGAAGCAGGCCUACAAUGACAUAGCCCCGUGGCGUCACCUGGAGGCCCUGAGCUUCUUCGGAGGCAGCGAGGAAGAUGUUGCGAAGAAUAAUUUUAGCGCCAGAACUUACGGGGAAUUGGAAGAAGUGCUCCGAUCGGAACGGAUCCAGCAGGGCAAGGGUCUUAGAAUUGUGGAAGUUCAUAUGGAUCGGGAAGACUGCCAGGGGCUCUUGAGGACCCUGAUGGAUGAGCAGGUCGUGCAAGAUGCCAACCAAUAAUGCGUCGAGGUAGAUUAAAUGUACAUAGCAUAGUAAGUAUGGAGUAAAUUUGUGAACUUUGAAGAUAUUAAGGAGUGAAAUGACAUCAUGACAUUACUAUGGUAGUUAUAUUAACUAGUUAACUAGUUAUUGUAUAACUUAUAUAAUGUUAGUAAGCUCCACUGGAAAGCACUCCUUUAUUAGGUAGAGAAGAAUUUCUGGACUAUACAGACGCCCUGUCUAGUAUAUCCACGCACACUGAUAUCAAAGUUUAGUAUGACCACCACCUGCCUCAAUGACUGCACGGCCCUUUUCAGGCUUAGAUUACAGUAUUUAGUGAGCGCAGAGUCAAGGUUUACAGGCGCUCAUCUAUAGUUAGCUGAAAAUAAGGGGAUAUAGAACGAGC
Aspergillus alliaceus is the source of this 2182-nucleotide messenger RNA. RefSeq names its product alpha-keto acid decarboxylase family protein. Lineage: Eukaryota; Fungi; Ascomycota; Eurotiomycetes; Eurotiales; Aspergillaceae. The transcript has a single exon. The coding region runs from base 46 to 1797 and encodes 583 amino acids. Gene Ontology annotation, molecular function: magnesium ion binding; carboxy-lyase activity; thiamine pyrophosphate binding. The record is from RefSeq and is a predicted model, not a curated record.